Messenger RNA from Brassica oleracea var. oleracea, 591 nucleotides. RefSeq names its product protein ELF4-LIKE 2. The record is from RefSeq and is a predicted model, not a curated record. Lineage: Eukaryota; Viridiplantae; Streptophyta; Magnoliopsida; Brassicales; Brassicaceae. Bases 29 to 367 code for a protein of 112 amino acids. Gene Ontology annotation, biological process: positive regulation of circadian rhythm; entrainment of circadian clock. The transcript has a single exon.
GAACAAGAACAAUCAAGAUUUGAGGUUAAUGGAAUCAAAAAUGGAAGGAGAUGUGUUUUCCGGAUUUGGAGAGAGAUACCAGAUGGAUGGCAAAGUGUUGCAGAAUUUCCAAAAGAGCUUUGUUCAGGUUCAAGACAUUUUGGAUCAGAACCGGCUUCUCAUCAACGAGAUCAACCAGAACCAUGAGUCAAAGCAAGCAGAUCACUUGGGAAGAAACGUUGGUUUGAUAAGAGAGCUCAACAACAAUAUCAGAACUGUGGCAAGUCUUUAUGGUGAUCUCUCUCAUUCUUUUGCCAGAUCCAUUGAUGCUUCAUCAGAAGGAGAAUCCACUGGGACCAACAACCAAAAGAGAUUUAGAUCCGGUUAAUAUUACCAAAAGAAAGAUCAAUCUCUCUGUUUCUGUAGAGUCAAUGCUAAUCUGAAUAUGUAUUGUGCAACAAGACAACAAGGUCACUUCUGUUGGAAUGAGUUCAUGUCUUUAGUUCAGAGAAUAAAAAAAAGGAAGUUCAUGUCCUUGAUGAUCAGACCUUUGGGACUAUAAUGAUAUGUAGAGCUCUUGCUUUCUUUGGUUCUUGAUUGACUUUGUAGACC